GGAUGGACAUGCGGUGCUGGAACACAACAUCGCUUCAUUGUUACCUAAGAGGUUAAGGCUGAAAUACUUCUUUCCAUAUGGUGGGGAGAAUAUUCUGUUCACUGACUCUGGCUUAGGAUGGGCUCACUGAUGGCUGCAUGAAUUGGACCCCAUUCUGCGAUGGAAAGGUGGCCAGCUCUGGCCUGGUUCCUGUUAUUUAGCCACAUAGCUGAUUGGUUGAGUGCCGUUCAAUCGCGAGAGUUCACAGCGCAGGAUAUUGUGUAUCUCUACCCAUCAACAACGCCGUACCCCGGAGGAUUUAAAUGUUUCACCUGCGAAAAGGCGAAGGACAAUUAUGAGUGCAAUCGCUGGGCCCCAGAUGUCUACUGCCCGAGAGAUGCACGAUAUUGUCACUCUCAGCAUAUCAUGGAUGCCACGGGGGAAAGUUUGUCGGUGACAAAACGCUGCGUGUCGCUGGAGCAUUGCCUGAACGCAGGAUGCAGAGACAGCGGGAAGCAUGGCCACAAGGUAUGCACGUCAUGCUGUGAAGGAAAUAUCUGUAACAUGGCUCUGCCCAGGAACGAGACAGACGCCAUCUUCUCCACGACAUCCCCGCUCAAUGGCUCGCAGAGACUUUCCACGCAAGGCUUUAGCCUCCUCCUGUGCCUUCUAUACACUUCUUGGCUAUUCCUGACAUGAGACCGCCAAGGAUGGCAGCAAGAAUGGGCUAAUACGUGUACCGUGUACAUAGGAUUUAUUUAUAAUUGUGAUGGACGCUGUAUAUUUUGUACAUUGUUAUUUUUAUAUGUCUUGUUCAUUCUUUA
This is a messenger RNA of Nanorana parkeri, 803 nucleotides long. It is a transcript of the gene LYPD6, whose product is annotated as LY6/PLAUR domain containing 6. Gene Ontology annotation, biological process: positive regulation of canonical Wnt signaling pathway. Gene Ontology annotation, molecular function: acetylcholine receptor inhibitor activity. The transcript is spliced from 5 exons. The record is from RefSeq and is a predicted model, not a curated record. Bases 160 to 678 code for a protein of 172 amino acids. Lineage: Eukaryota; Metazoa; Chordata; Amphibia; Anura; Dicroglossidae.